Molecule: messenger RNA, 1872 nt
Organism: Lingula anatina
Lineage: Eukaryota; Metazoa; Brachiopoda; Lingulata; Lingulida; Lingulidae
Product: dynein axonemal heavy chain 6
Biological process (GO): microtubule-based movement
Cellular component (GO): dynein complex
Molecular function (GO): dynein light intermediate chain binding; ATP hydrolysis activity; minus-end-directed microtubule motor activity
Source: RefSeq, a predicted model, not a curated record
AUGAGACUCAUGUUUGAGGUGGAUAACUUGUCACAGGCCAGUCCAGCCACCAUCAGUAGAUGUGCUAUGGUCUAUAUGGACCCAGUUGACCUUGGAUGGAAGCCGUACGUGAAGACGUGGCUGCAGAGGCUACCUAAGGAGAUCCCUGAGAGCGGCAAACACCAUCUCCAGGCUCUGUUUGACCACACGGUGGAGAAGGGACUGGAGUUCAUGCUCCAGCAUCAGAAGUUCCAGUCCGUCCCUGUCCCCGCUAUGUCCAUGGUGAACUGUCUGUGUAGUAUUCUCAUGUCCUUCUUUGAUUUUAUGAGCAAAAAUGGAGGUUUUGGAGAUCCAGAUAAAGAAGUAGGGCGUCCCUCCAGUGCAGACAGCCAUACUUCCAGCCAAUCACGAAGUUCUUCUAGAACCGAUGUCAGCGGAACCAAGAAGAUGAAAAAGAGAAGCAGACGACAAGCUAAGAUUAAAGAGGAAUUGCAGAAAAUUGAAGACAGAGCAUCUGCCAAAAAGGACCAACCUCACAAGGAUCAAAAACAAUAUUACAUGCAGAAAAAUCCAGGCAAAUUCACAAUCUUCCUUGGCAAACUGUUUGCCUUUGCCUUCACCUGGGCAUUUGGUGGCAGCCUGCAGAGGUUUGAUGAGAUGGAUGAUGACAUCGCUGUGACUAAGAAGGAAGGAGACAAGGACAAGCCUGAUAUCAACAUUUGUUAUGAAUUUGAUGGGUUUGUCAGGGAUCUUUUGGAGGUCGAGCCACCUCUAGGUGUACGCCUCCCAUCUGGCCACAAGACCAUGUUCAGUUACUUUCUGGACAUGGAGUCUGGAAACUUCGUACCCUGGGAUGUGCUCGUACCAAAGACAAACUCGCUGAUUGAGAAGGGCGCUGUGAUUACAAUAGGGGACACCAUGGGUUUGUCCACGGGGCACGCCAAACCAGGAGAGGGCCGUCUGGAGAACGAGAUUGUCACCACAGUGGACACUGUGAGGUAUUCCUUCCUGACAGGACUGUUGUUGUUGAAUGGCCACCCAGUACUGCUCACAGGUGAAUCUGGUGUAGGCAAGUCUGCCAUCAUAAAACACAUGUUGAAGGAAAUGUCCAAGGACAAUGGGACAACUACCAAAAAUGGAACUAUUUUGGGAAAUGUGCUAAAUUUCUCUGACAAAAACCAGUCACUGUUAGAAAACAUCAGCAGCUUGACAAAGUUUGCCAUGGAAGAAGACAUAGACACAGAGAAGAAUCUAGAUCUCCUGAUGGGAACCAACAAACCCAAGCAGAACACUGGAAUCUCCACCAGUCUGCUACAGUUCAGCGCGCAGACGACCUCUGCUCGGACCCAGCUCUCCAUUAUACACAGGCUGAUCAAGAAGGGCAAAGAUACACUGGGAGGACCCAAGGGGAAAAAGGUAUUGGUGUUUGUUGAUGACUUCAACAUGCCAGCCCCUGAGGAAUAUGGAGCUCAGCCCCCACUGGAACUUCUCAGGCAGUUUCUGGAUCUGGGCGGCUUCUUUGACACUAGGAGAAUGUUGUGGAAGGACAUCAUGGAUGUGACCCUAGUGGGGGCGUGUGGACCCGUGGGUGGAGGCAGAAACCCUGUCAGCCCUAGACUUCUCAAACACUUCUGUAUGCUAGCAGUGCCCCAGCCCUCCACCCGGUCUCUUCAGCAUAUCUACCAGGUCCAGCUGGGCAGGUACUUCCAAGAUGGCGACUUCAUGCCGGAGGUGAAAGAGUCCCUGUUCUCUCUGGUGUCAGCUAGUAUAGCGAUGUACUACAAGAUGUGUAUGAAUAUGCUGCCCACUCCGGCCAAGUCACAUUAUACUUUUAAUAUCAGGGAUCUCACAGAUGUAAUCACGGGUCUGUUACAAGCUCACCAGCAGGUCAUA